GGUUUGUAUCAAAAAAAGGUCAACUCCAGCCUCACUGUCACUUGCAACUGUAAAAAUUAAAUGGACUAUUAUCAACCGGGGAGGGUUGAUCAAACUAGACCAGUAUGCUGCACUGUCCUCUACAAAUGCGACAGAAGUUGUUCAUUUCAGGCUCCAGUUUUUUUCUUAUUGCCGAAGGACGUUUACACUGCCAUCGGUUGUAUAUCCCGGCUUGUGAACAUCGUUAAUAAUUGGGUACGGAACCUUCUCAGAAAAUUCUUCCAAUCUGGUACUAAAACCAUAUUUUCGUCUGUCAUUUAAAACAUAUUUUAAGCGCUCUCUAAGUUCCCUUUAUACAUUAUACAGCCUCUAACAAAGCUUAACACUUCCUUUCAUUUUUAUUUCCCUCUCAGUCACUAAUACGUUUGUGGGAUUUUAGGUUGCGUUCAUUGGCCAUCAGGGAAAUACGGGUUACCCAAAGCUACUUCCGGGUGUCCCUCGUCGUAUGGAUUCCGCUGGAAGACUGGAUGGCGAUUGCAGGACACUAAUGACGGAAAUUCAAAAAAUAAUAAGUCAGACGAUUUUCACCUUAAUGGAGAAGUAGACAACAAAAAAGUAAACAGGUCGUUCUGCAUUAAAAAGAAUGUGCGCAACCAGCUCGAAAACAGUAGGCCAUUCUGGCCCUCAGGUUAGCAACAUUGUGCACCUGACCCUCAAUAUUCAUAAAAGACAGCGCAAUAUCUAACACAGAAAUUUAAGAAUUUGUUCAUGCUUAGCGUGCGUAUAUCGAGUUAUGGAUGCACACGGGAAGUUUGGAGAGCACGAAAGAUGCGUAAGAGUUGCACGAGGCGAUAGCCGAGUGCAACUCUAGCUUCUUGAGUGCUCUCCAAACUUCCCAAGUGCAUCCAUAACUCGAUAUACGCACAGCUAAAAGCAUGAGCAAAUUCUUUUACAACAUAGCUCACAAAAAUGCUUGCUUUUUGGUUAACUGCAAAAUUCUCGUAACACGCGACACAAUAACAAACGGUUCUAUUGGCUGAUUACGAACACGCCACAAUCGUCUAAUUUGAAUGAAAGUAUUCUUUCUGUUAAAUUGCUUCUUUAUUCGUUAACGAUCAAUGGAAACUAAGAAGAAACAAAGGUAAAAGAGUCUUAAAGUUCACCUAAAAUUAAAACUAACAUGUUCGUAAGAAGUCGUGGAGUAUGGUUUGGAUUUGCUGAAAAGAUGUUUACGUUUUGCUCGGCGAAAUCCAGAAAACAUGUUUUUAGCGAAGACGACUGUCAUCCUUCUUUAAACUUAUAUUCAUUUACGAACAUUGGCUGGUCAUUACGGCUUCUUGAGAAGACCUGGCAGCAGUUGUUUUUGUGAGUAAUAAAUUUAUGUCUUCUUGUGUAAUUUGUGUUGUUAUUGCGGUAGAAAUUUUCCUGCUUCAGUCGGAUUGUCCGGAGAUAACAAAGUACAUAACAAAUUUAAAAACAAUAGAAACAGAAAUUUUGCCUUUUAAUGUUGUUGAUGACCAGUUGGUGUCUGUUCUGUUCCCAGUGACUGUCUUUCGGCCAAAAUUUGCUGCAGCUGGUCUUCGACAAAUCUGCGAAACGCGCAACUUGCAAGUUUUUUUAAUUCGGCUUUAUUUUUGCUGCUUGUUGGAUCAGGACCUAAAAGGUCAAUGCCGAUAGAAAAAUUGGGCAGUUCUUCGCUGGUUUCUUCCGUAUUUCAAAGAGAAGGAAAAGUGCACUGCAGCUUAAAAGACGACAACUUUGCAGCCAGGUAAAAAAAAAUGCUCACGUCAUCUUAUUUACGCACGGGCGUGCGUAAAUAAAGAUUUUGUUCAUAGCGGCACAAUAGGACUUAUAUAAGGCAAGCACGCGCGCUAUGUUAUAAGAAAAUAUUUUGCGUAAAGGUUAUUUCUUUCGCGUCUUUUUUCAAGAAGUGUAGUAUAGUUAAUCUGAGGUUUAACGUAUUCAUUUCAACCAAGUACACAGCAAUUUUUAGCGAGAUGUCAAACUAUGGAGUAAAAAUUUUAGGUACAGGAUACCCCUUUUAUGGGGUUACACUUUAACUCCUAUUUUAACUCCAAAUUUGGGGCCAUUUUUACUCCUAAAAAACAGUUCUUUUAACUCCGAAAAUGGGUUAAUUUUACUACUAUUAAUUUUACAUGGGCUGUUUUUACUCUUUUUGGAGUUACUUUAACUCUGAAAGUGGAGUAAAACUUUUAGGUUUUAGGUACAGGAUAACUCCUUUUUUGGGGUUGUCGUAACUCCUCAAUAUCUCCACUGUAAGGAGUUAAAUUAACACACUAGAGGAGUUAUUAUAACGCCUUGAAAAUUCCUGUGUAUCGGUUUUAUUUUCUUGACUCAUAGACUUCAGUGGAACAAAAACUGUUAUUUACAUCUGACUGAUCUCCUGUAGGUAAAUACUGUGUUUACAAGAAAGGUUCACAAUGCCCAUCAGGUCUGGGAGAAGGUUACGUUUACUGGGAUGAUGACGACUUUGGUAAUUUGAAUGACGAAAGUGGAAUACUUCCUUCAGGCGAAUAUAAUGAAGAUACAAAGGUAGAGUUCUGUUGCCAAACAAAUGGAAACAAGAAGGAGCCAAUCCUCCUUCCCACCGAACUGCCAUUUUUUCUGUUGGCUUUCGGAUCUAAAGAAUGUCAAAUGGUGAAAUGGGCGAUAGCGACACUGGAAUGGAUAUAUUACGAUACAGAGGAUUAUCGUAACAGUGACUCUAGAGUCUGGCCUUACCCCUACGAUGUAGGAAUAAAACAUCCAACCAUAUACUACUGUUAUUACCGUGGUACGUCAUCACCAUAGCAUUUUUGCAUUUUGGUUCUUAUCCCGUAUGCAGUGUUGUGUAAAAAUACAGCUGAUUUGCGAACUUUAUUUAGUCCGUUAAACGUCAUAAAAACAAUUCAGUACUUGACGAAGGAAACACUUUUCAUUGCAACUCACAACAGCCGCUAAAAACGAGGUUCAGCUACAAGUUUAAUUUUCAAGAGCAGCCAUAAUGUGUUAGAGUCUAAAAACAAUGGGUACAUUUGUAAAUUACACUUAUUAAAGUUUGAUUAAAUUGACCCCAUAUCUCAGGGGCGGAUCUAGGGGGAGGGUGCGGGGGGUGCGCCCCCCCCCUCUGAGAUGACAUGCGGUUUUCUAAUACAACUGGUAUUCUGCAAAAAAAAAAAAAAAAAACUUUGUGGUUUAUUGAUGUUGAAGUAGAACAAGAGACGAGUGCACCCCCUCCUAAAAAAAAAUCUUGGAUCCGCCCCUGUAUCUUACACUUUAAAUGACAGGUUGUAGUUGAGGUUGUAUACACGUAGUGUUUCGUUCUACUGGGUUUCCCUUUAAUGCUUUAAAGCUUUAAAAGCAUUAUACCUUACGAAUGCUAUUCCUUUUUUACCUUUAAGGAUGUAAUAAAACCAUGAGUGGAGUCAACGGCACCUUCCAUUCACCAAACUAUCCAAACAAUUACCCGGAUGGACAGUACUGCUCCUGGAGGGUCACGGUCAGUCCAGGACAAAAAAUCCACCUCAUGUUCACAGACUUCAGAUUACAGAGCGAGAACAAUACUGAUGCUUUAUAUGUGUUUGAUGCGCAAAAUGACACAGGGGAGUUGUUGGGAGCAUUUUAUGGAGAGCACCCUCCCCCCAUGAAUGGAAUCAAGUCUUCGUCAAACCAUAUGUUUAUCAUAUUCAAAUCAGAUGAUACUGAUUCAAGUUUUUACACCGGCUUCAAUGCCACGUAUAAUGCCGUGCAGAAAUCAGGUAAAAUACGGGAAAUAUAAUUAGGUGCCAUUGUUAUGAUCUCUAUUUGCCUGAAGAUAAAGUAUGGGAAAGGUAAUACUCGAAAAGGUAAUACUUAGAGCCCUGGAAGUGCAAACGAUCACAUCUUCAUUUUCAUCGUUCAUAUCUGUCAUAUCAUGGCACUGUCAUGAUUAAGUCAUUGCCAAUUGUGGAUGAACCUUAAAAAAUGCUGGAUAUCGAAGCUAAUAUCAAUUUCACUGUAAUGGAAGCACAAAACUUUUGCAGUCUGAGGUAAUAUUUGUGGGCUACUUGUUCUGUCUUUUUAAAAAAAUUGUACUUUUUUCUGGAUGAAAAAAGAAAGUUUUGUCUUUCUAGCUGUGACAACGUUUGCUAUGACGGCAAAACCUACCCAAGACGUCCCAUCAACAACUGCCAUAAACUUGUUACCUUCACCAUCAAGGACCACAUCUGACAUGAGAUUGACAGCAACAACGGUUGGAUCGACAAGAGAAAUCGGGACCAAAGAGCGAAGGCAAGCGUCUCAAGGAAAAGGUAACAUACUCGAAUUUUUAGUUGUUUAACACACAGUAAAGACCUGCGUGUAAGAGCUUAGUGGUUUCAGAAUCUCACUGGCAAAAAUGUAGAGUGACCAAACAUAUAUAAGCUGUUUAGCCAAGCAGGAUCAAGCAGGUUAUUCUCUGUAAGUUACCUUAGUGCAGUUAAAUUUUGAUAAACAUUUUAAGCAAGAAGUUUGACUUUGAGAUUGCCAUUUUAAGACAAUACUCUGUUUAUUGCUUUUUAUUUAUUCAUCUCUUGUUGUAGAGAUAAUCUUAAAUAUACAUUCAACCUUAAGUUAAGCUUGUCAUAACACACUUGUGAAUAACAACUUGAAAAGGACCAAAUCCAACUAUCUUUCCUUUUCUCUUGGAGUCACUUAUAUUUCCGGGCUUCAAUUAAGAAACUAAUUACAGUUGAACCUCUCUACAACGGCCAUCUUGGGGACAGAAAAAAGGGGCCGUUGUAAGGAGGCGGCCGUUGUAGAGAGGUUUUAAACAAGAGUCAAUGUAUGGAUUUUUUUGUCUGCCGGGACGAAAAAGGUGGCCGUUGUAGAGAGGUGACCGUUAGUGGAGGUUCAACUGCACUACUUAGCCUCAAUUGCCAUUAACUACCUCAAAAUACAAGAACCUUUUUUGCAGGACAAAAAAAUGUACGUCCUCUGAGAAGCGGCUUUUUAUUCUAGUGUUUUUUAAAAAGUUAUGAUAAAGUUUCUUUCAAAAAAAACCUUGUAAUUAUUACCUAGAGACUUUUUUGGCAGCAAGGAAAAUAGUGAGCUGUACAUGAGAGUGUUACGUUGGUGUCCGCUUAAUGCAGAAUUUACUGCAUCUCACACUGAACUAAACUAUCAAUAUAACCAGUGGAUGUAGCAGAAACGUACCCACUUAAUAAUGAUCAACUUUAUAUCUAGCAGGUUUGAAGGUAGUAGCUGUUGUAGUUCCGUUGGUGGCAUUGCUCUUCCUAGCAGUUUCGCUUGUAGUCGGAUUCUUUUUCUGCAAAAGGUAAGAUAUGCGUACACUCAACUAACCGACUACAUCUCGCGCAUUUUGCCCUUAAAUGGGGCCGGAUCAUCAUUCAGUUUUAUGAUAUACCCCUCCCUCCUCCCUCCCUUCCUCACUCACUCACUCCGCACUCACCCACUCACUCACUCACUCACUUACUCACUCACACUCGUCCAAUUACUCAAUCAAUCAAUCAAUCAAUCAAUCAAUCAAUCAAUCAGUCAAUCAAUCAAUCAAUCAAUCAAUCAAUCAAAUCAAUCGAUCAUUCAAUUAAUCCAUGAAUCAAUCCAUCUAUUAACCAGUCAGUCAGUCGGUCAAUCUAUUAACCCACAAUGCAACCAAUUAAUCAAUGAACCAAGCAAACAAACAAUCAGUCAGUCAAUCAGCUGAUCAACUAAUCAAUCAGCCACCCAGUGCAAGCAGCUAAUGACACGUCCGGAUAGCAACCAAACCAACCAACCAACCAACCAUGCAACCAAUAUUCAGAAGGUCAAUCAAUCAACCCACUAAUCGAUGCAAGCAAUCAAUGAAAAAACCAAACUACCAGCCAAGCAACCCUCACAAACAGUGAAUGAUUAAUUUAAGAUAACUUCUUAGCAGGAAGUACUAUAUUUGGCUUUAAUUCCUCUAGGAGGAGGACGAAAAGGCAAGGAAAAGGAACACCGAAGGAAGUUGUUUUUUCAAGGUAUUGUACGAAGAUAUCCUCUGCUGUACGAAGCUAUCCUCUGCUGCUGUGUGUUACUACUUACUAGUACUUAGGAAGAAAUUAUUUUACUUAAAUAAAUGACCUUAUGCAUUUUUGUACAUUUUUGCUAUUCUAAUAUUUUGUAAAAGUGAGUAUUUAUUUAUUAAUAAGCUUACAGAAACUUCAUUGUUAAGGUAGGACGUCUGUGUAUUGUUCAUGGCCUUGUAUACACCUUAAGACUCAAUCUGAUUCUGGCAAUUUUCAGUUAACAUUUUGAAUUCGCGGCUGUUACAGUCACGACAGGUAAGGCAUACCAUGUAGAACCCUUUCAUAAAUUGAUCAUAUAAAAAGUUAACCCGUUAGCCGUUGACUUCUACCAAACUCAUAUCUUCAUUACUGCAAGCGAGCAUAAUGAGGAGUGAUUGCAACUUCACCGUAUUGGGACACAUUGAAAAAUCAUUCACACUUUGAAUAGAUAAAAUUCUUAUGUAGAUUCACCGCAUUCAGGAAGAAAAUUAAGCUGACAAGACUGAAAUUUCAUCUACCUCCCAUGUGAAUACACCGCUCGUAACGUAUGAACGUGUAAACAAUGAAUUCAUUUUAAAAUAAAAAUGAAUAGUUACGGGGUAUGCUUGACCUGAACUGAAUGUACAGGCAGCUGAUUGUGUAUUUAAAUUGCAAAUGGAUCAAUCUCAUGACUGUUUGAAAUGAUUCUGUUUUACAGGUCCAAUAGCGAAGGACCCAGGUCUGUUGAAAAUCCAUAUUAUAACAGGUACAAAUAUAAAGAAAAUAAAACAUUUGUCAUUGUUUCUGCAGAUUAUAUUAGAGUUAAAACAUCUCUUUGGUAUUUUGCAGUGAUAUGGUGAUAGUAAAUACAGCUUGCUCUUCUGAUGACAACGGGUUGUACACUAAUGUUAGAGAGGAUAGAAGGAUUGACAAAGGUACAUGCAAACGGCAUGAAAGUGAAAAACCAUUUUCUAGCGAAAGUGAGGUGUACAGCAAUGUUGCAAAGGACCACCUGAGUGAUAAAAAGACAUGCGAACUUCGGAAAAUUGCCGAAAACGAACUGUACACCAAUGUUGAAGAAGACCGUAGGAUUGACGAGGAAACAUGCAAACAACCUGAACGUGAAAGCCCAAGGCCUUGCGAAAGCGAAGUGUACAGCAAUGUUAUGGCAGAACACAAGGAUAAUAAAAAUCGACACUGUCAAGAAAAACUUGCAGAAAACGAGCUCUACACUGAGGUUGAAGAAGACGAAAGGAUAAACAAGGAGACACACAAUAAGGAGGAAAGUGAAAAUCCGUUGUACGAGUCUGCUACGAGUGAAGUGGAAUUUAAUCCCAUCUAUACCUGACAAACACGUUUUAAUGCCUUAUUUCCUCAUCAAAAUCGCGUCAUUCUGUAGCUGGUCGUUUAUCAACGUUGUCUGAAAACAGUCACUAUGUGAGGGAUCGCCCCAAGUAAGGGAAUCUGGAUUCCGGAGUACGGAAAAUGUUUUCCUUUGGAAUCCGGAAUCUGGAAAAUGUAGCUGUGGAAUCCGGAAUCCUGGGCUUUAAAUCCAGAAUACAGCUCAAGGAAUCCGGAAUCCCACUAACGAUUUGAAUCCAGAGUCCAACUUCCACUGACAUAGACUGGAAUCCAGCACCUGAAAUCCGAUCCGGAAUCCACGGCGUGGAAUCCAGAAUCCAAGACUGUCUUGGAUUUCCUUACAUGGGCCGUGAAAGAGCAAGAAUAAAAUAGGACAACGUUUGAAAACAAGAUGUUGACACUUAAUAUGCAAUUAGUUCAUCAGUCCUAAGCUAACCGUAUCCAGUAAGAGUAAACCUAUUGCCUAAGGUACAAUCACAGACAAAAGUAGUAGUUGGGAAGGUUGUACAACUUAACAGCAGUCCAUUUUAAUCCUCACAAAAGAGAGUUUUCUCCUUUGCUAAAUACCCCCCAUACCCCCCGUUCAAUGUUGGGAUAUAACAGAACAAUUACGCGCAACCAUUAAGGUUUUGCUCAACAUUGGGCCAGGGGCGGGGGGAGGAAGAAAAAAAAAGAGGUAAAAAAAGCAACCUUCCCAACACUUUUGACGAUGAUUGUGGCUCUAAUAAACAAUAAACUAUUAAUGUUUUUGUAGAACAUUGCAAUAAAAGUGAAGUGUUUUCCAUUGACACUGAUUUGUACAACAAAAAAAGACAUGAGACGAAAUUUCUCUCAAAAUAGUAGUCAUUUUCCGGCAAUGCAGAUUAUACAAGUUUAGGCUUACUCUUCGCAUUGCUAUAACUUAUUUAACCAAGUAUAACUAUAAGUCAAUGGCCGCAUUAUCAUGAUAUUAAACGACAAAAACACCAUAAAUAAAAUCCUAUUUUCUGACCGCAAGCACGUUCAAAUGACUCUUCUUUUACUUUCAAGCUCAACAAAUAAACAUUAAUAAAGUUUGCACCACACCUAGAUUGGUUUCCUUUGAAAUAAUAUCCCGACGGCCAUCCCCGCAC
Porites lobata is the source of this 8437-nucleotide messenger RNA. Lineage: Eukaryota; Metazoa; Cnidaria; Anthozoa; Scleractinia; Poritidae. The record is from the annotation of a GenBank genome assembly.